Messenger RNA from Zea mays, 996 nucleotides. NCBI's taxonomy places the organism in Eukaryota, Viridiplantae, Streptophyta, Magnoliopsida, Poales, Poaceae. The record is from RefSeq and is a predicted model, not a curated record.
UUAGUUAAAAAAAUUAAACAAAAUUUUGAAGAAAUAUUUAGAUCGUGAUCACCCUUAUACAUGGGCCACCCAAAUUUCUCCAUCCUCCGGACCAUACAAAGUCCUCGAUCAAGGCCCGUCGGCCCAAACCAAUUAGCGUCUAGGGUUUAGCCUCUCCAACCCACGUGGUUUUGCUUCGACAACGACGCUUUGGCAUCGCACACGACGUGAGAAGAAAUGGCAUCUUUGUCCCGCACAGCCGUCGCCGCCGUGAGGUCCGCAGCCCGCUCAGCACCCCUUACCGGCCGCGUCCCAGGCGCGCCACUGCCUUCCCUUGCCUCGUCUUCCGCUGCCCGGUCCGCCCGGAUCCUCCGCAGGUCGGCGGCCGCGUCGUCGUCGGGGCUGGAGACGCUCAUGCCGCUGCACAGCGCGGUGGCGGCCGCGCGGCUUAGGUCCUGCAUCGCCGUUGACUUCUCCUGCUGGAGCUCGCUCUCACAAGGCCAAGUUCAUGGAGCUACUGCCUUAGGAGCGUGUGUUCAUUCUCUGACUUAUUGGCUGUCAGUGCUAAAUGGCGCAUACCAAUUUGGAAACUUGUGAACUUCCAUAGUAGUUUCGAUUUUGUAUAACCUUUUGUUUCUGGCAACGUUGACAAAAUUUGAUCAGCAGGGAUCUUUAUGAAUGCUUUUCAAAGUUACACUAGUACUUGUAAUAAAAAUUCCUCAAUUUCUCUUUAGGUGUGCAAACUUUAAAUCCAUAUGAUAUAAUGGCAACAUGUAUUACAUCUUGUAUCCCAGGCCUGACUUGCUCUUAUAUUUGGUGAUGUAGGAUACGCUUUGCCUUUGUGACAGAGAGAAGAAACCAAUGAACAUUAGGAAUCACUAUCAAGGGCUGUAAUAAUGUGAUUCUUGUAAACUAAUUUUGCCUUUAUAGUUCAUUGGAUUUUGUAACCUGGACCAUUCGAAGAUGUGCAGCUGGCAUUCGUUGAUGCUUGGAUUUUAUUUCUGGAUCCGUUUCUUA